Molecule: messenger RNA, 2892 nt
Organism: Chanos chanos (milkfish)
Lineage: Eukaryota; Metazoa; Chordata; Actinopteri; Gonorynchiformes; Chanidae
Gene: ephb2b
Product: eph receptor B2b
Exons: 16
Coding region: 1-2892 (963 amino acids)
Biological process (GO): protein phosphorylation; axon guidance; ephrin receptor signaling pathway
Cellular component (GO): dendrite; plasma membrane
Molecular function (GO): protein binding; transmembrane-ephrin receptor activity; ATP binding
Source: RefSeq, a predicted model, not a curated record
AUGGACUCCACAACAGCGACAGCUGAACUGGGCUGGACAGUCUAUCCUAGCUCUGGCUGGGAGGAGGUGAGUGGCUAUGAUGAGAACAUGAACACCAUUCGCACCUACCAGGUGUGCAACGUCUUUGAUGCCAACCAAAACAACUGGGUGCGCACCAAGUAUAUCCGGCGGCGCGGAGCACGCCGCAUUCAUGUGGAGAUGAAAUUCUCUGUGAGGGACUGCAGCAGUAUUCCCAAAGUCCCGGGCUCCUGUAAAGAGACCUUCAACCUGUAUUAUUACGAAUCUGAUGCUGACACAGCCACCAAGGUGUUCCCUCCGUGGAUGGAGAACCCCUGGAUCAAGGUGGAUACCAUUGCGGCAGAUGAAAGCUUCUCACAGGUGGACCUCGGAGGCCGCGUGAUGAAGAUCAACACGGAGGUCCGCAGCUUCGGCCCCGUUUCUCGUAACGGCUUCUACCUGGCCUUCCAGGACUACGGAGGCUGUAUGUCUCUGAUUGCUGUGCGCGUGUUCUACCGGAAAUGCCCACGUGUCAUCCAGAACGGGGCCAUUUUCCAAGAGACAUUGUCGGGGGCAGAGAGCACCUCUCUGGUGGCAGCGAGAGGAGUGUGCAUCCCUAAUGCAGAGGAAGUGGAUGUACCCAUCAAACUGUACUGCAAUGGUGAUGGAGACUGGAUGGUGCCCAUCGGCAGAUGCAUGUGCAAGGCAGGACAUGAGGCUGUGGAGAAUGGAACUGUCUGUAGAGCUUGUCUAUCAGGCUUUUUCAAGCCGACCCAGGGCGACGAGGCCUGCUUACAAUGUCCGAUCAACAGCCGUACCACCAACGACGGAGCCACCAACUGCGUAUGCCGCAACGGUUACUACCGCACCGACUCCGACCCCAUCCAGAUGCCGUGCACCACCGUCCCCUCAGCGCCGCAGAAUGUGAUCUCCAGCGUGAACGAGACGUCUCUGAUGUUGGAGUGGUCUCCUCCGCGGGACUCUGGGGGUCGAGAAGACGUGGUCUAUAACAUCAUCUGUAAGAGCUGCGGCGGCGGGCGCGGAGGCUGCACGCGCUGCGGAGACAACGUGCAGUUUGUGCCGCGGCAGCUGGGCCUGACCGAACCUCGCGUCUACAUCAGCGACCUGCUGGCCCACACGCAGUACACUUUUGAGGUGCAGGCAGUGAACGGCGUAUCUGACCAGAGCCCCUACUCGCCGCAGUAUUCCUCCGUCAACAUCACCACCAAUCAGGCUGCUCCAUCUGCAGUGUCUAUAAUGCACCAGGUCAGCCGUACUGUGGACAGCAUCACUUUGUCCUGGUCUCAGCCUGAUCAGCCAAAUGGUGUCAUCUUGGACUACGAACUGCAGUACUACGAGAAGGAUCAGACAGAGUAUAACUCCUCUGUAGUGAAGAGCCAGACCAACACUGCCGUGAUCCGAGGCCUCAAACCAGGCGCCAUCUACGUGUUCCAGGUGCGGGCUCGCACGGUCGCGGGAUUUGGACGCUACAGCGGAAAGAUGUAUUUCCAGACUAUGACCGAAGAGGAGUACAGCACCAGCAUUCAGGAGAAGUUGCCACUCAUCAUUGGCUCGGCAGCUGCAGGCCUGGUCUUCCUCAUCGCUGUCGUGGUCAUCAUCAUCGUCUGCAACCGACGGGGCUUUGAUCGGGCAGACUCUGAGUACACAGACAAGCUGCAGCACUACACCAGUGGCCACAUGACUCCAGGAAUGAAGAUCUACAUAGAUCCGUUUACAUAUGAAGACCCUAAUGAAGCGGUGAGAGAGUUUGCGAAGGAGAUUGACAUCUCGUGCGUGAAGAUUGAGCAAGUCAUCGGAGCAGGGGAGUUUGGGGAGGUGUGCAGUGGCAACCUGAAACUACCAGGAAAAAGAGAAAUGUUAGUGGCCAUUAAGACUCUGAAGUCAGGCUACACCGAGAAACAGAGACGAGACUUUCUGAGUGAGGCUAGCAUAAUGGGUCAGUUUGAUCACCCAAAUGUCAUCCAUCUGGAAGGAGUGGUCACCAAGAGCAGCCCCGUUAUGAUCAUCACCGAAUUUAUGGAGAAUGGUUCACUGGACUCCUUCCUCAGGCAAAAUGAUGGGCAGUUCACUGUCAUUCAGUUGGUUGGCAUGCUCCGUGGUAUUGCCUCAGGAAUGAAGUACCUGUCCGACAUGAACUAUGUGCACCGUGAUCUGGCUGCUCGCAACAUCCUGGUCAACAGCAACUUAGUGUGUAAAGUGUCCGAUUUUGGCCUUUCCCGCUUCCUGGAGGAUGACACAUCUGACCCCACUUAUACUAGUGCCCUGGGAGGGAAGAUCCCCAUUCGAUGGACUGCCCCAGAAGCAAUCCAGUACAGGAAAUUCACUUCAGCCAGUGAUGUCUGGAGCUAUGGAAUUGUUAUGUGGGAGGUGAUGUCCUAUGGAGAAAGGCCUUACUGGGACAUGACCAACCAAGACGUCAUCAAUGCUAUUGAGCAGGACUACCGACUGCCCCCACCCAUGGACUGCCCCAGUGCUCUGCAUCAGCUCAUGCUGGACUGCUGGCAGAAAGACCGCAACAACCGGCCUAAGUUUGGGCAGAUCGUCAACAACCUGGACAAGAUGAUCCGCAACCCCAAUAGUCUGAAAACCAUGACACCUCUGUCUUCAGGAGUACACCUGCCCUUGUUGGACCGCAGUGUUCCGGAUUUCUCCAGCUUUAGCACAGUGGAUGAGUGGCUUGAAGCUAUUAAAAUGGGCCAGUACAAAGACAACUUUGCCAACGCUAACUUCACCAGCUUUGACGUGGUCUCUCAGAUGACCAUGGAUGACAUCCUCAGGGUGGGAGUGACAUUAGCAGGCCAUCAGAAAAAGAUCCUCAACAGUGUGCAGAUGAUGCGGGCUCAGAUGAACCAGAUCCAGUCAGUGGAAGUUUGA